This is a messenger RNA of Gadus morhua (Atlantic cod), 2862 nucleotides long. It is a transcript of the gene chrdl2, whose product is annotated as chordin-like 2. The transcript has 11 exons. Gene Ontology annotation, molecular function: BMP binding. The record is from RefSeq and is a predicted model, not a curated record. Gene Ontology annotation, biological process: cell differentiation; negative regulation of BMP signaling pathway. Lineage: Eukaryota; Metazoa; Chordata; Actinopteri; Gadiformes; Gadidae. The coding region runs from base 356 to 1699 and encodes 447 amino acids.
CAAAGGAUAUUUCAACAAAUAUAUUAACUUUCAGGUCCUACUGAUCUGCAUCCUUUGUGUGCCAAUCAUGUCGGAUUGUUAAUACAUAAAUGAAAGUAUUUAGUGUAAUUGAUCACAGCGUACCUCAAAACACAAUUCUAGUUCCUUGUUUUGGAUUUUGCACAACCGCUUGGCCCCGAAGCGUCAUUUCACAACCUUCUCAUGCACGUGUCCUCUCCGCGCCUCUAGGGGGCGCCUCGGGUGAAUAAAUGAUAAAUAGCUGCUUUUUAUCCUCGUUUCUCGCUGUCCUGAAGAUACGCAGGAUCUAACUAACUUUUAUUUCGCGUAGAAGACCCACUCUUAACAUAUUCGAGACAUGACGCUCAUCUCUCUGUUUAUCUUCAUAACUUGGUUGGCGGAUGCAGAGCUGAAAACGACAAAAGUGUCGGGGACGACAUGCACUUUCAAAGACAAGAUCUUCAGUCCCGGAGACAGCUGGCAUCCCUACCUCGAGCCCUUUGGCUUCAUGUUCUGUAUGCGCUGCAUGUGCACGGAGGCGGGCCAUGUGAAAUGUAACACAAUCAGGUGUCCUGCGUUGACUUGUGAGAAUUCAGUGACCGAGCCGCAGCAGUGCUGCCCCCGCUGCCCAGACGAGCCCCGGGUUCCUGCAGGACUCCGAGCCUCGGUGAAGACCUGUCGGUACAACGGGAGUGUUUACCAACCAGGGGAGUCGUUCACCAAACACGACCUGUUCCCGUCCAGGCAGACCAACCAGUGCGUCAUGUGCACGUGCUCGAAUGGGAACAUCUUCUGCGCACUGAAGACCUGCCAGUCCCUGAGCUGUUCCUCCCCCGUCCCCCUGCCAGACACCUGCUGCAUGGUCUGCAGAGAUCAGCUGACCAGCGGCUCCUCGUCCACAGAGGAUGGAAACCAACAGCUGAACCGGGGCGUUAGACACUCUGUGGACCAGUGCUCUGAGGAGCCACUGGUGAGGGACCGGUCGGGGGUCCUUGGGGCCACCUUGUCCUCACUGAAGAGCAGCCCCAGGUCGGGGCCCUGGGGCCUGGGUCUGGGCAAGCUCAACCUGAAGGGAGCUGCGGACACAACUGUCAAGAUCUUCUUACAGAAGAAACAGCAGAAAGCGUGUUCGUACAACAGUAAGACGUACUCCCACGGGGAGACAUGGCACCCUGUCCUGGGACGCGUCCUGGAGUGCAUCCUGUGCUCGUGCAGUGACGGCCUGCAGGACUGCCGACGCAUCACCUGUCCCAACCAGUACCCCUGCAAACGACCCACCAAGUCAGCGGGGAAAUGCUGUAAGACCUGCCCAGAGCUUCGGGCCGAGACGAACCAGAGCAAGUGUCACCAUGGUUACCGAAACAACGUCCUCGUCUACAAGGUGGAACCAGUGAGAAACGACUCAGACGACAUCAGAACCAUCGCCAUCGAAAAGUUGGGGCUGACGGAGGUGGAACUCCAAACCUGGAAGACCGUGGGAGAGGAUUUACAGUUGUUGGAAAUCACAGAAGUGGAACGUAGAAACGUCACGGAUCACCCUGAAAGCUACACAUUGCUCGCUACGGUCGCUGAAGACACCUGGAAAAAGUUUAAGGGGGAGAAUAUCGGUGACAAUUCUCAAACGACGGUUUGCGAUGACGGCAUCAGGGAGAUAGUCAAUUAUUUAAACCCCAAGCACACUGAAGACAUGUGUUCACCUUAAACACACAAUGUCCCGCGGAGAUACAGUUAGAUUCCAGUUAAAGCAGGAUCAUCGCAAAUAUACCAUAGACUUCUGCCACAAAACAAUGCACGAAACAAUAUUUAUAGAAAGAGCUUUUUUUUAAUAGUUGUUUCAUAAGGUAGAACUGUUUAUAAAAAUAGUUUUUACAUACAUACUGCAACAAACAAUAUACAGUGUAUGACCGUAUGGCAAAAUAUAAAAACUUAAAAUGUUUACAUUACCAGUACCCAAAUAGAGUUCAGAUAUAUGAUUUUUGCGGUCAGAAUCUCUUGUACCAGCUCGAUGUACUAAUUAAACAGUUAAUGUUUCGUUAACAAUGUCUCCAUAUAACAUUGUAAGUGUUUUGUUAUAACACUUCAGACAGGGGGUUAUUGACCUAAAUCAACAGCCUUUAAAAACUUUACUGUAAUUCUGUUGAGUUACUCUGUUAUCUUUUUAUAUUUAUUGUACAUAUAAAAGUCUUAUGAACUUAAAGAAUGCCUGUCAUGCUUAUUGUAUGAUUCAAAUGUUUGUAUCUAUACAUCCAUACACACUUUGAUCAAUGCUUUGUGUUUCUCUAAACAUUAAAAAGCUAUGAAUCUGUGACAAGUUAGCCCACUGAGAAGGCUUAACAUCAACACCUGUGUAUGGCUCUACCUUAUCAUCCAUUAACGUGCAUGUUCAACAAAAUCAUCCUCAAAAUUAAGUCUGAAUAAGUUAUGCAUGAAUCAUUUUACACUAGUCCUGAAUUGUAGCUAAGCUUACCUAGGUAAAAAGGCUGUAUAUAUAUGAACAGCUCCUCACUCCCUAGAGCAUUUGUUCUCAAACUGAGGCCCACGGGCCAAUGGCGGCCCGCUGAAACAUCCCUGAAAAAAAUAUUUGUUUCCCGUCGUUUCCCGCCGAACAUUUUUUCCUUUGGCAGCCCUCAGUCAAAUUUUAGUUUCCUAAAUUGGCCCUCGGCUGUCAAAACUUUGAGAACCCCUGCCCUAGAGGCACCCCAAAUGGGGGCGAGGCUCUGCACCAGAACUCACGUUAAGUAUUAGAAGAUAAAUCAAAAGCAGAGGUGCAAAGUCCCACCAGCACCACCGAAACACACCCAUAGCGUGGUAGCAGAUAUCACAGCAAAUGUGAUAUCACAGCAAAUGUAACACCAAAAAAAAAAA